GACUAUACUAUUUAUUAUACGGAGCCAAAGCAUUUUUUUGUUUUUGGGUUUUUGGGCGUUUGAGCUACCCACCGAGUACUCGAGCGCGUGUGACAGAGCCCAUCACAAAAAAACGAAAACAAAAUCCGUACAUUGACAGAUAUAAUUUUCCCGGUUCAGCACCCACACAAUAAAUAGCCGUGCAACUUCUCGACUCUCUCAACAACGAUCAUCUCUCUCUCUCUCUCUAGAAUCGUUCUGGAUCCUUUUUUUUUCUUUUUGAUCCUCUCUCACUUCACUUUGCUUCUGAGUUUAGUGAGAGGAAUUAAAUAAUUUUUCUGCAAUUUUUUUUAUAAAAAAAUCUGACUGAGUCUUUCUCUGAGAGAAUGGAGGUUCAAACUCAGAGCAUGUCAAGCUUCGAUAUCCAGUCAAAGCCUGCGUUCCCUUUUUCUCUAAACGACAUGCCGUCUUCCUCCUCAUCCGACCUCCAUUCCCAUGACUUAAAGGACUCCGGAAUGUCAGAUUCCAACUCGCCGGUCCGUCAAGGAUCGCCGGAGACCGUUGAUCGGGAAUGCGAUGGUUCCGGAGAGCCUAAAACUUCGAACGACGAGUCGCUGCCUAUUGACGCGAUGUCGAAGGUCGUUGAUGUUCGAGAUGGCUUGGGUUCUCCUACAGGGCAGUUGACUGAGCCGAACGCCACUGGUAGCAAGCGCUCUGUUUCGAGUGCUGCGGUGAAGUUGCAGAAGGUGUAUAGGGGUUAUCGCACACGGCGUAGGUUAGCGGACUCCGCUGUUGUGGCAGAAGAGCUAUGGUGGCAAGUUUUAGACUACGCUAGGCUGAAUCUUAGUACGGUUUCUUUCUUCAAUUUCUCGAAACCAGAGACUGCGGCUUCUCGGUGGAAUCGUGUUAGCUUGAAUGCUUCUAAGGUGGGAAAGGGUUUAUCCAAAGACGCCAAAGCACAAAAAUUGGCUUUUCAGCAUUGGAUUGAGGCUAUUGAUCCGAGGCAUCGAUACGGCCACAGCUUGCAUUAUUAUUAUGAAGAGUGGUGUAAAGAUGAUGCUGGUCAGCCGUUCUUUUACUGGUUGGAUAUAGGAGAAGGUAAAGAGCUUGACCUUGAAGUAUGUCCACGAUCAAAGCUUAGACAACAAUGCAUCAAGUAUCUGGGACCUCAAGAGAGGGAAAAUUACGAAUUCAUCAUUGAUGAAGGAAAAGUUAGUCACAAACUAACAGGAGAUCUCCUUGAUACAAAAAGAGGAUUGAAAGGGUCCAAGUGGAUAUUUGUUAUGAGCACUUCUAAGAAACUAUACGCUGGUGAGAAAAAGAAAGGAAUAUUCCAUCAUUCUAGCUUCUUGGCUGGAGGAGCUACAUUGGCUGCAGGAAGGCUAGAGGCAGAGCACGGAAUUUUAAAGUCUAUCUCUCCAUAUAGUGGGCAUUAUCGGCCAAGAGAUGACAGUCUUGACAGCUUUUUAUCAUUUCUCAAGGAGAAUGGGGUGAACCUUAAUGAAGUCCAGAUACGCAAGGCAAAUGAAGAUUAUGAUAACUAUGAGGAAAACAAGAUUAGUGGUGAGAGUACAUUUGAAGUUCUAAGCAAGUGUGAAACUCCAGAACUUGAAAUACCUAAGGAAGUGCAGAAUACCUCGUCCUCUGAAUCCACUGACCUUUCCCAAAUUGAAACCAAAAACAAUUACAAAAGGACAUUAUCUGGUGGUCUUCAGAGCCCAAGAGCUGAGGUGCCUAAAAGCAAAAUAAUGCAGAGAAUCAAUUCCAAGAAGUUGGUUAAAUCAUACCAACUAGGACAUCAGCUUUCACUCAAGUGGUCAACAGGAGCUGGGCCAAGAAUUGGUUGUGUUGCAGAUUACCCUGAAGAAGUGAGAGUGCAGGCGUUGGAGUUUGUUAACCUGUCUCCAAGGACUCCUCCAACACCAUCAUCCUUCCGGCAGAUCUCUGGUCUUGGAUCACCAACAUCUUAUUCCGCAGAAGAUAGCAAUAAUGGUUAUGGCAACUCUGGUGUCAAAGCUGAAUGAGUCGCAUCAAGCAUUUAGCUUAUCAGAUGCUUUACGGAUGCUCUAAAGAACGUAAAUAUCUUUAUCAAGCUUUCACAUCGUAUCAAUUUUAGAAUUUCAGAGAGUUUUCUUUUUAUUGUGAUUUUCAUCAUUGCCUAGAAUGUAGCACUCUCUUGUAUGUUUCAUCUCCUAUGUUUGAAUAGUCAAACGCUGACGAUGCUCAACUUCUAUCUCUGAUUUCUCGUGUCGUGUACGAAUUACGAUGAUGGUAUUACCGGUGGCAAUGGGAAAGAGAGAUUGAACAUUUUACCUUUUUA
Ziziphus jujuba (common jujube) is the source of this 2299-nucleotide messenger RNA. RefSeq names its product IQ domain-containing protein IQM3. NCBI's taxonomy places the organism in Eukaryota, Viridiplantae, Streptophyta, Magnoliopsida, Rosales, Rhamnaceae. The coding region runs from base 366 to 2003 and encodes 545 amino acids. The record is from RefSeq and is a predicted model, not a curated record. The transcript is spliced from 9 exons. Gene Ontology annotation, molecular function: protein binding.